Molecule: messenger RNA, 502 nt
Organism: Papilio machaon (common yellow swallowtail)
Lineage: Eukaryota; Metazoa; Arthropoda; Insecta; Lepidoptera; Papilionidae
Product: predicted GPI-anchored protein 58
Exons: 3
Coding region: 95-502 (135 amino acids)
Source: RefSeq, a predicted model, not a curated record
UGCUGCCAGUCAAAUAUCUCUUUGUCUCUUUUACACAUUCAUUCAUUUUCAUUCUAAUCCCAUAUUGUAUCGAAAAGAGGACGACAAUUUUGUGAUGAAAAUGACUUCCACACCGUUCAGCGUUGGCCUAUCUGAUGACACUCGAGUGUCGAGCCGCGUCCUGCGCCCUCCCGGCGGCGGACACACCGACAUCUUCGGCUCGGAGCCCGAGCCUCUGCGCUUGGGCCGUCGCCCUGGACCUAACGCUACAGUUCCAGCGCCUCCCAAAGUAGAGGAAGCAGCGGUGCCGGCCGCCGUCGCCAGCGCUCCCAAUCAGAACGGCAACUGCGCACCGCCCGAGACUCCCGCCGUCACCCCCACGGAGCCCCCCGCGCCCGCCGCGACCACCGCACCCGCCGCCGAGCCCGCCAAGGCCGACGCCCCCCGACCGGCGGCCGCCAACCCGGAGCCCCCGCGGCGCGUGCGCGUGCCCCCCGGCGGGUUCUCCUCGGGCCUGUGGUAA